UUAAAAAGGGUUCUCACACUCUCUGUCCCACCCCCCCCUGUAGUAAGGUUCUCGCUUACUACAAGUAUGUGUUCACAGUGAUGUUCGCGUAGCUGGGGAAACAUCCUUCUUACUGUAUAUACAGAAGCUGCCGUGGAGUGCAUCCGAUAUUCUGAUGACAUAAAAAAUAUUUUUGACCAACAUUGAACUUUUUCUGCUAAAGUCAAGACUCCAGACACCCAUCCGGCUUUUCCAGUAAAAGAGGAAUGAUGGAGUCGAAUUUAACCAGGGACCUUGCUGAGGACCAACUGCACGCAUACUGUUUGCCGAAUGCAGAUGGUGAGACUGAACGCAAACAGGAAGUCACACAGGAGGAGGAAGAGGUGGAAGAGGCCAUAGAACACAAUCCCUUGGAGACAGAAGAUCUGAACUUUGAUAAGUGGAAACCAAAACCAAAGCCCAAGAGGACCUGCAGGCAGAUUAUGGCUGACGUUAAGAAGUUUCUGUGGAACCCCGAGUCACAGGAGUUCAUGGGACGAUCUGGAAGGAGCUGGAGUCUCAUCCUCCUUUUCUAUGCCUCGCUGUACGUCUUCCUGGCAGCCAUGUUUGCAGCCUGCAUGUGGGGCCUGAUGUGGUCCAUCAGCCCUUAUAACCCCACCUACAAUGAUAGGGUGGUGCCACCAGGCAUGACGAUGUCACCGCGUGGUGAUGGGUUCCACAUUACCUUCAACGCCUCUGACCGCAGCUCCUGGGAAAGCUAUGUUGAGGCCCUGGAGAACUACCUGGAACCUUACAACGACUCCACCCAGGAGCUGCGGAACAUCGCCUGCACACAGGACGCGUACUUCCUGCAGCACGAAAAAGAGGAGGAUGCGGAGGUGAAAGCAUGCCAGUUCAAGAGGUCCUGGCUGGGGGACUGCUCCGGGCUGCAGGACCCCGACUUCGGCUACUCUCAGGGAAAGCCCUGCAUCGUCCUGCAGAUGAACCGGAUUCUUGGGUAUUUACCCGGUUACGGUACUCCAGUCAACGUGAGCUGUGCCCUUAAGAGAGGAGGGCCAGAGAUUCUUGGAGACAUUGAGUUCUACCCAAAAAACUAUUUUAGCCUGAUGUAUUAUCCUUACUAUGGAAAACUGAAACAUGUGAAUUACACCUCCCCGGUGAUAGCCGUACGUUUUGAAGGAGUGCAGCUCGACACACACCUCCGGGUGCGAUGCCAGCUCCAUGGUAAGGGCAUCGUCAACGACUCGCCCACUGACCCCUUCUUGGGCGGCGUGUCCUUCUCCCUGGAGGUGGGUGCGUAGGGGGAAAGCUGCCGCCUCCUGACCCAUGGCCAACACACUGCCUGCUCUGCCCGCCACAAAGCUGGAGAAAACCUGGUACCUGGGGAGGCCAUGACAGCUGGAGCUGUUGCCAUGGAUACAAGCUGGUUUUCAUAUCAUGCCUCCUCACCUAGCUCCACUUCCUCUGAUGGGCGAGACCACGUUUACUGUUAGUAAGCAGCAUACACAGACCCACAUACUUUAUAGACCCACAGAAUUAGGGAAAACGACCACAGAACAUUUAUCACACUGUCGUACUUAGUCUGAUAGAACUUUUAAUAUGAACAAAAUGCUGUUUCAAACAAACAACUUAAAAAAGGGAAUCUCAAUACAGCAGUUAUAUUUUAAAAGAUGGAAAUAAGCAUAUCAACCUAUGCACUGUUUUAUAGUUAAUUGUAUAAUUAAUUAUUGUAUAUUGCCAACACCUUUUAAAAGUUUUUGUCUUGUCCAGUCCUGGGACCCAAAUGAUGAUGCUCAUUAGCAACAUGGAGUUUAAAAAAAAAAAAUUUACAAAGCAUCUGUAAACAAGAGGUGACACUUGUUUUGUUUUACUUUACAUAGCUAUACAGUAAAACUAGAAUUCUAUUUUAGAUUUCAUUCACUUACAAUCCAUUCCCUUAAUUUUUCCAACAAAAUGAGUAAUACAAUGGCAGCAAAAUGUGCUUGUCUACCAUAUACCUGCAUCCAUUUAUUAAUAGUCAUUCUUCUGCACUGUUUUAUCAUGCCUCUAAGAUGUACUUAAUUUUAUAAACAUAAAUUCUCUGUUAAAACAGAAACCCUUGAGAUGUUGUUUUCUCAUGUUGUUACAACCAUAGAGUUUAUUUGUUUGUUGAUUUUAUACAAUUAGGGAGCAGUCUGCUACAGGGACCAGCACACUACAGGGACCAGUAUGCUACAGGGACCAGCACACUACAGGGACCAGUGUGCUACAGGCACCAGCACAUUACAGGGGUGCACAACUCCAGUCCUGGAGGGCCAGUAUGUGUGCUGGUUUUUGUUCCAACCAAUUAUUCUGCCUUGAUAUUCUACACAGCUGUGUAUAACAAUGCUGUUUCACUACUGUGUCGGACACAGUAAAAUUGGGCAAAUUACAUUAUUAAAACCGGAAGUUGGCUUGACUACCUGAAGCAUACAUCAGCCCUCAUUGUUAACCUCUUCCAUGUUAUAUAUGAGUUGAGAUUUAAGGUUUUCUAAAUAUAUUUAUGGUCAUGGUGAUAAGAUAAGCCUAGCCCUAGACUGUUAUCAGAACCUGUGACUUGAAACAAAACUAGGUUGUUUACUCGUGAACCUUUGCUGCACCUGCUGACUGACCUGAUUACAUUUUCGAGAACUGCUUUAUGACUUUGUUUUUGACCAAAGUCCUACAGGGCAUUAGAUGGAAACUUCCUUUAAUAGGACUGAUUAUUUUAAAAAAAUGUUUUGAAACAGCUGGUUACUGUGCAAAGCCCAGACACCCACAGGGAAUAACUACA
This is a messenger RNA of Anguilla anguilla (European eel), 2770 nucleotides long. RefSeq names its product ATPase Na+/K+ transporting subunit beta 4 (gene atp1b4). NCBI's taxonomy places the organism in Eukaryota, Metazoa, Chordata, Actinopteri, Anguilliformes, Anguillidae. The transcript is spliced from 9 exons. Gene Ontology annotation, biological process: potassium ion transport; sodium ion transport; regulation of DNA-templated transcription. The coding region runs from base 246 to 1280 and encodes 344 amino acids. The record is from RefSeq and is a predicted model, not a curated record. Gene Ontology annotation, cellular component: nuclear inner membrane; sodium:potassium-exchanging ATPase complex.